AUGACGGCUCCACCAAGUCUGGAAGAAGGUCAAUCUAUCACACGUACUCUUUGUUUCAACGACCAGAUCUAUGGGUGGUGGAAGAAUAGAAUGCAAGAUUAUAUUAUGGCAGAAGACAGCGAGCUUUGGGAUGUGGUGCUUGAUGGUCCUUAUGUUCCUAGCAAGGACGUAAAUGAGGGAGAUCUAACUCGGGUGGUUCCCAAGUCUAGAAGGGAAUAUGAUGAAAUAAACAAAAAGAAGAUCGUGAAACAUUAUAAAGCUAAGAAGUUGCUGGAAGGUGAAAACAUUCAUGAGAAGCACUCUAGAUUUACGUCUAUCACAAAUGAACUUUGUUGUCUUAGUGAACCCAUUCAUCCAAGCAAGAAAGCUCGAAAAAUCCUUCGAGUUUUUCCCAAAUCAUGGGAAAGCAAAGUGAAUGCCAUCACUGAAGCAAGAGAUCUGAAGACCCUUACAAUGGAUGAUUUGAUAGGCAACUUGCAAACCUAUGAGUUGAACAAACUACAGGAUUCAUCCAAGAAGGAAGGAAAGAAAGACAAAUCUGUUGCACUGAAGGCAUCUCAAAAUGAUGCUUCUGUAGAUGAGGAAGAGAUGUGUGGAAAGCCAGGACAUUUCAUGAGAGACUGUCCAAGCCCCAAACACGAGUUUCAAGACUAUGCCAGAGAAGACAAAAAUAAGCGCAGGGACCAGGUCUCUGACUAUGUUGGGCGAAAGGCCAAUGCUGAUCAGGUGGUGAAAAAAGUCUUUGAUGUAUGGGGAAAUCCUUCCAGUGACUCUGAGGAGUCUGAACAUCAUGAAGAUGUGUCUAUGAUGGCUGUCAAGGAUGAAGAAAAUGUCUUCAACUCAAUGUUCUCAUUGAUGGCUAAAUCUGAUGAUGAAGAUGACAAGGAUGAGGUAACUCUCUUCGAUCUUAAAAAUGAUUUAGAUACCUUGUCAAUUAGAAGAUUGAGAAAACUUGUUGCUGUUUUGAUUGACUCUGUUGAUGAGUUAACAACUGAAAAUUUUAUUUUGAGUGAAAAUUUGAACCGAAGUGAAGAUGAAAAAACCACCCUUACUUCACAGCUGUCUGAAAUGAACGUGAGGCUGAGUAUUCUAGAGACUGAAAGUCAUCAAACUAAAGAGGGACCUGGUACUUCUGAGAGUGGAAAAAGAAAACUCAGUAGCUUUGAACUUAAUUUAGUGAAAAGUCUUAAAAUUUCUGAGUCUAAGCUAGUUGCAGCACUCAAAAGAAACUCACAGUUAGCAAAUGAUCUCAGUAAAGUUAAAGAAGAGUUAAAUCAGUCCUUGAUAUGGACUGACUCCUCAACAAUUCUUUCAAAAUUGGCAAAUAAGAAAUUUAACAAUGGGAAAGGCUUGGGGUGUCAAAAGAUAGAACCUCCCUAUAAUCCUUAUAGCAAGUACGUGUUUUCGUUCAAUAACUUGUUAUGCACCCACUAUGGAAAAAAUGGCCACCUGAAGAGAAAUUGUGAAUCCUUGAGAAAGACUAAAGAAAAUCAAGCAUUGUUUUGUAAAGCUGACAGAAAUAAGGUACCUGGUCCCAGAUACCGAUUCAGUAAGAAUAAUUUGCCACCAUGGACUAGAAGGUUUCUCAUUAAGCCUCUUGAUAGUUUUUGGGAACUCCAUCUCAAGUGGAUUCCCAAGGCUAACAAGUGA
This is a messenger RNA of Solanum verrucosum, 1650 nucleotides long. RefSeq lists its product as uncharacterized. The transcript has 3 exons. The record is from RefSeq and is a predicted model, not a curated record. Lineage: Eukaryota; Viridiplantae; Streptophyta; Magnoliopsida; Solanales; Solanaceae. Bases 1 to 1650 code for a protein of 549 amino acids. Gene Ontology annotation, molecular function: zinc ion binding; nucleic acid binding.